Hippocampus zosterae (dwarf seahorse) is the source of this 1472-nucleotide messenger RNA. RefSeq names its product osteoclast stimulating factor 1 (gene ostf1). The record is from RefSeq and is a predicted model, not a curated record. Gene Ontology annotation, biological process: signal transduction. The coding region runs from base 130 to 774 and encodes 214 amino acids. Lineage: Eukaryota; Metazoa; Chordata; Actinopteri; Syngnathiformes; Syngnathidae. Gene Ontology annotation, molecular function: protein binding. The transcript is spliced from 10 exons.
GCACUUCCGCGUAGCCAGAGGCAGCCUCGACUUCCUCAAAGGGAGUGACGCCGAAGUGCUGAGUGUCUAGCUCAGCAAACUUUUUCAUUUCACGGCGUUUGGUUUGCAAUUUGACUUUUACCCUCGCCAAUGUCCAAGCCUCCUCCCAAGCCGGCCAAGCCAGGCCAAGUCAAGGUGUUCAGAGCUGAGUUCACCUUUGACCCCAGAACGCCCGAUGAGCUUUACUUUGAAGAAGGAGACAUCCUCUACAUCUCUGACACGAGUGACAGCAACUGGUGGAAAGGAACAUGCCGAGGGAGGACGGGCCUUAUUCCACGCAACUACGUGACGGAGCAGGCCGAAUCCAUCGACCACCCGAUGCAUGAAGCGGCCAAACGAGGGAAUCUUUGCUGGCUGAGGGAAUGUGUGGAGAACAGGGUGGGAAUCAAUGGCCUGGACAAGGCUGGCAACACUGCCCUCUACUGGGGAUGUCAUGGAGGACAUAAAGAUGUCGUGGAGCUUCUGCUCAACCAGUCCAGCGUGGAACUCAACCAGCAGAAUAAGCUUGGGGACACUGCUCUGCACGCUGCUGCCUGGAAGGGUUAUUCUGACAUUGUGGCCAUGUUACUGAACAAGGAUGCGCGGACGGACAUCCGGAACAACGAGAACAAGCUGGCUCUGGAGAUGGCCACCAAUGCACAGUGUGCCUCGCUGCUCAAAAGGAAGCUGGCCAGCACUAUCACCCGCUCGCACAGCAACGCUGAGGAGUAUUUGGAUGAGGAGGACUCGGACUGAUGACGGGGCGCCAGCAGAGAGGUGUCAUCAGCGACUUCAAAAGAAAAAACGGACCUUGUUGUCCCCCCCCCCCCCCCCCCCCCCUCGUCAGCAUGGUUGUUACUGUUAACUCUAUUCUGAAUCAAGCCCUCAGCCUCUCAGCAGUGUAAAUUGAAACCUGACGACAGUUAAUUGUCCGGAGUGUUGUUGCGCAAAAGGUACCAACAAAAAACAAAACGCAUUGAUUCCAUAGAACUGCUGAUGGUGUUUGUUGACUCUGAUUUGUGUGUAUGAGCACAGAUUUUUUUUGUAUGUGCUCCUUAGUCAAAGUAAGAAGUGUCAUUCCGCAUAUUUCUAAAUAUGAUCGAAAAUAAUAAGCGUAUCAGUUGGUCUUUUCAUUUUCAAAUGGCACUCUGAAACCCAAAACACAAAUGAGUCAUUGUUAAACAAACGACAAAAUAAUCGGGCACUUUUUUUGUAUUUCGAUUGCCAACUUAAAACGUAAGGGAAUGAAUGAUACACAGAUUUAAAAUACUCUUGGAUUCCAACGCGUUCCAAGUGUUGCUGCUUUAAGACAAAUGUUCAAGGAAGAAAACCUAAGUGCCUUUUGUAUGUGGAAUAGUGUCUUGGUGGCUGUGAAUUUAUCUUUUCUUUACGAAACACAAACUUUAUUUCUACCUGCUUCUUCUAUCUGCAAUUAAAAGCGUUUUAACUUAAAA